CACACACACGCACACACAUUUGUAGUUUCGGCCAGGCAGGCUAUUGUUGGAGAGCUCGAAACAUUGUUCAUAUCAUUUAUUUCUAUUCAAAUUUGAGCGGCUAAAACGUUAAGAUAACGAUUUCAUAUUCUCCCCAUCAAAAUUACAUAUUUAUUUAUUUUUUUUUUUUUUUUGGAGUAUUUCACUAGUUUUUAUACAACUGCUAUUGCUGCUGUUGAUCUUUUUGUUUUUUUAUUUCGCCUGCCAUGCACAGCCUGCCUUUAGUAUUUGCCCGUCAGUUGAAUCCGGGCGUCGUUCUGACCCAAGAGCUCAGCAUGAAAAUCUUCAAGUAUGAAACGUUGAAACGUGAACGAUCUCAACUGGAUGAUGAAAUUGUACAAAUACGCAAGAAACAAGAUAACAUUGAAAACAAUCUAGCCGAAGCAUUGGCCGAAGAUGAAUUCCAACGCUGUCAGCAGGGUGAACUUUUGGGCGAACCCAAUGAGCAAGAGCUGCUUGAGAUAUUCAAGCAACACCUCGGUCGCAUCAUUGAUAAGCUGGCCACCAAAUACGAGCGCAAAAUCUAUCUAGAGAUGGACUUGCAAAAGAUGAAGACGACGAUUGAGAAGGAGAUUGUGGCAGUCAAUGAAGAGACAGCUGCUGCAAAUAAGGAAUAAAACUAAAUAGAUUUUACAAAUUUUAGUUGCAUUUUCACGAAAACAACUACAGACCAAGCUUGAAUACUUGUACCUUAUUUCACAUUGUUAUUUGCAAUUUGUAAAUUCUGUUUGUGUUUAAAGCUACACUUCUUCUGCUACCACUGUGUAGUAUUGUAUCGGAUGCUGCCCCUACUCUGUCUGUAAUGCGUGUGCACAAAAAAACAAAA
Messenger RNA from Drosophila nasuta, 865 nucleotides. RefSeq lists its product as uncharacterized. Lineage: Eukaryota; Metazoa; Arthropoda; Insecta; Diptera; Drosophilidae. The transcript has a single exon. Bases 246 to 656 code for a protein of 136 amino acids. The record is from RefSeq and is a predicted model, not a curated record.